AUGGAGCGCGUGCACCGGCUGCUGUACGCCUACGGGAACGCCAGCGCCGCCGGCAUCAUCCACAAGCGCCGCCGCUGGGACUUCGCGGGCAGCUUCCACUUCGUCGGCACCAUCGUCUCCACCAUUGGCUAUGGGAAUACGACGCCGCAGACGACAGCGGGCAAGGCGGUAGUGAUCCUGUACGGAUUCCUGGGCUGCUCGGGUGGCAUCCUCUUCUUCAACCUGUUCCUGGAGCGCAUCAUCACGCUGCUCGCCUGCGGGCUGCGCGCGCUCCACCUGCGGCGUCUGCGCAGGCGCCUAAACGAUGUCAAAAUUAGCGCAAGGAGGGCUAUACGGCUUUCGCGUGCCUCACUGCCAAGUCAGGACUACAUCGAUGACGAUAUCGACGACUCUAUCCUCGACAACUGGAAGCCGUCUGUUUACUGGGUGAUGCUGUACCUGGCGGCGGCGUCGGUGUGCGUGGCGUCGUGCGCGGCUGCCGUCUACUCGCCUGUCGAGGACUGGUCCUUCUUCGAGGCGCUCUACUUCUGCUUCGUCUCCUUUGCCACCAUCGGCUUCGGGGACUACGUCACCACGCAGGAGCCGGACUACCCGCACGUGCACUGGUACCGGUUCGGCAACUUCGUGUUCCUGGUGCUGGGCUGCUGCUGCAUCUACUCGCUCUUCAACGUCACCUCCAUCGUCAUCAAGCAGUUCCUCAACUGGCUCAUCGUCAAGCUCGCCUGCCGCGGCGUGUGCGGCACGGCUGGGGGGCCGCGCAGGCCGUCCCGGCGGCGGCGCUCGUCCUCGGUGCGGGGGCGGCGUCGGUCUUCGGCGGGCCUCCCGCAGAACCUGCGCCGGCCGCCGCCACUGGCAGGUGUGCUGAGCCGGGGGGCGGCGCCAGUGCCCGUCUGCAGCGCCCCCGCCGCCUCCAGCGCCUCCGACGCCGACUCUGACACGGAGGCGGGAACCAGCGGCGCGGGGCCACGCAGGCUCUCUGGGGAGCUCAUCUCCAUGAAGGAGUUCCUGCGUGCCAACAAGGUGUCGCUGGCCGUGAUGCAGAAGCAGCUUUACGAGACGGCGCAGAUGUCGCGCGCUGGCUGCGGCACCGGCGGCUCCACCUCCAGCACCAGCGGCGGCGCCUCCUCCUCCGGUCGGUUCGUGCCCGGCACCGUGGGGCCGCUGGCCAUGCUCAGCCAGAAGUUGGACACCAGUGGCAGGUAGUCCACACUUAACGGAGGCUCCAGGUCGAGCCUCGCCUCGUCAACAAGGCGGCACGCCGCUUUUCUCUUUCGGCGUCAAGCUGGGCACAGUUGACUGGUAGACCUGUCCACAGGGAAUGUCUAGAUCAAGCAUCACCAACUGGUCACGACAUUCAGACGUCGU
This is a messenger RNA of Schistocerca cancellata (South American locust), 1365 nucleotides long. RefSeq names its product potassium channel subfamily K member 13-like. The record is from RefSeq and is a predicted model, not a curated record. Gene Ontology annotation, molecular function: potassium ion leak channel activity. Gene Ontology annotation, biological process: stabilization of membrane potential; potassium ion transmembrane transport. Bases 1 to 1203 code for a protein of 400 amino acids. The transcript is spliced from 9 exons. Gene Ontology annotation, cellular component: membrane. Lineage: Eukaryota; Metazoa; Arthropoda; Insecta; Orthoptera; Acrididae.